GAGAGAGAGAGGGAGAGAGAGAGUGGAGAGCUGCCAGGACUAAGCAUUACAAUCACUCCUGUACUAUCCUGUAUCCGAUAUGGUUGGACUGCAGCAGAGGGGCUCCUGCAUACCUGUUCACCGGGCGCUCAUUUUUUACCCUUCCCUCUCCCCGCGGCACACCGGACCCUACGCCCUCGUCUCCUCCAGCUAGGAUGGAAGGUUUGUAAAGAGAUGACCAUACAAGGAAUGCAGGAGGACCUACGGCCCGAAAGUGCACCAUUCGCAAGCCCCUAUUAGAAAAGCCUGAAACUGAGUAGACGCGACAGACUGGACUAAGUGCUAACGCUCCAGUCAAAGAGAGGAAGAGAGUAUAUCAGACACUCAUAAUCAAAGCUGGAGAGCUGUGCUUAGAGGGAGGGGAGCGAGGAAAGAGAGAGAGCAAGUGAGAGAGAGAGUGAAAGCACGAGGAGGAGAAGCAAAAGAAGGAAAAAUGUGUCUAUCCUGCAACUUUUGAGAGCAUCAACACAAUAUAAUAAGUAUUUGAAACACCACAGAGCAGCAACAAAUCUGUCUUCCGAGAGGGGAGCCAGUCAGUGAGGGCCAGACGCAUUAACGCCAUGUCUGGAAAGCUUCUGUGAGCGCCACUAAGAGGACAUACAUUAAUGAUACAGUGACAGGUACAGGUACAGGUUUUGUACAGGUCCAUUGUUGGAUACAUGUUUUUAUUUUCUUUUUGUGGUCAUCUUAGAUUUUUUUUUUUCUUGAAAAGCUAAUGGCUUGACUUUUGAACUUGUUCUCCAGUUGUUUGCCCAUGACCUUUUUCUUCGACGAUGGAAACUCAGACCCCUGCUCCUCACACUCUCUUCUCUUGCUACAAAUGUCCAUUCUCAGGUAAAAUGAGUGGACUGGGACACUGAGACGGCGCUCAAAAAAAAAAAAAAGAAAAAAAAACACUAGCAAAGCCUGUUGUUCGGAAGCCAGCUGUUCGAAUGAUUAUUGUGGAAGUACCAUUCCUUUUCCUCCUGAUCCGAAAAGGUUCACAAACAACCCCUCAGGGCCCCCCGCCACUGUUUCCCUUUAUCUGUCCGUGUCUAUAACAAGCUACAAAUUGCUAAGCAAAAAUGGCCGCUGGAGUGGCAACAUGGCUCCCCUUUGCCCGGGCAGCAGCGGUGGGCUGGCUGCCCUUGGCAAAGAAGACCAUGCCCAAGCCUCCCAUAGACAAAAAGAGCCGCAGCGACGAAAUCCUUUUUGUAAACGUUAGCGGACUCCGCUUCCAGACGUGGAAAAACACGCUCGACCGAUAUCCCGACACUCUGCUAGGCAGUUCGGAGAAGGAAUUCUUCUACAAUGAGGACACUCAGGAAUAUUUCUUCGACAGGGACCCUGAAAUGUUUCGCCAUGUACUUAACUUUUACCGAACAGGCAAGCUGCACUACCCACGCCACGAGUGCAUUCAGGCCUUCGACGAGGAGUUGGCCUUUUACGGCAUCGUGCCUGAGAUUAUCGGGGACUGCUGCAUGGAAGAGUACCGUGAUCGCAAGAAGGAGAACCAGGAGCGCUUGGCGGAGGACAAUGAGGCGGGGGAAGGGGGAGACGCUCCGCUGCCCCCGAACAGCACCUCUCGUGAGAGGCUGUGGCGGGCCUUCGAGAACCCCCACACAAGCACCAUGGCUCUGGUUUUCUACUACGUCACAGGUUUCUUCAUCGCCGUGUCUGUCAUAGCCAACGUGGUGGAGACGGUCCCCUGCCGGCCAAUUAAGGGCACGGUAAAGGACCUGCCGUGCGGUGAAAAGUACUCCCUGGCCUUCUUUUGUAUGGACACAGCCUGCGUGCUAAUCUUCACCUUCGAGUACCUGAUGCGGCUGUUCGCCGCACCGAGCCGCUGCAAGUUCAUGCGCUCAGUGAUGAGCGUCAUCGACGUGGUGGCCAUCAUGCCCUACUACAUCGGGCUGAUCAUGCCGGAGAACGAGGACGUGAGCGGCGCCUUCGUCACGCUGCGCGUCUUCCGCGUCUUCCGCAUCUUCAAGUUCUCGCGCCACUCGCAGGGCCUGCGGAUCCUGGGCUACACGCUGAAGAGCUGCGCCUCGGAGCUGGGCUUCCUCCUCUUCUCCCUCACCAUGGCCAUCAUCAUCUUCGCCACCGUCAUGUUCUACGCCGAGAAAGGCACCAAGGGCACCAAUUUCACCAGCAUCCCAGCAGCCUUCUGGUACACCAUCGUUACCAUGACGACUCUAGGGUAUGGAGACAUGGUGCCCAAUACCAUUGCGGGGAAGAUCUUUGGCUCCAUCUGCUCUCUCAGCGGAGUGCUGGUGAUCGCUCUGCCAGUGCCGGUCAUCGUGUCCAACUUCAGUCGCAUCUACCAUCAGAACCAGCGGGCCGACAAGAUGCGGGCCCAGCAGAAAGUGCGGAUGGCCAGGAUCCGUCUGGCAAAGAAAGGGACCACCAAUGCAUUUCUGCAAUAUAAAGACGACGGAGGGUUGCAGGAUCAUGACAGUGACAGCACUGCUUUGUGUGUGAAAAACAGAUCUGCCUUUGAACACCAACAUCACCACCUCUUGCACUGCCUGGAGAAAACCACGAAUCAUGAGUUCACAGAUGAGCUGACCUACAGCGAGGUGUGCAUGACCGAGUCCGUGGGUUACCGCACCAGCCGCAGCACUUCCCUUUCCAGCCACCAGGGCGGCUCUAGCUCCUGUUGCCCGCGGCGGGCCAAGCGCAGGGCCAUACGUCUGGCCAACUCCACCGUUUCAGUCAGCCGUGGCAGCAUGCAGGAACUGGACACCCUCCAGGUGCAUAAGACCUCAGUGGCCCCUCAGAGUCGCUCCAGUCUCAAUGCCCGGACGGAAGACCUGAAGUUGAACUGUGAUGACCGAGAUUUCACGGCGGCCAUCAUCAGUAUCCCGACACCCCCAGCCAACACCCCGGACGAAAGCCUCCCGCCGUCGCCCGCCAUCCCUGGCAUCCUGCGCAACUCACGCUCGGGCACAUUCCCCCACGACGCCGUCAAGAUCUCCUCCUUAUAACCUUCCCUCAAGCACACAGGCUCUCCUUCCCACUGCACAACGGAAGGAAGAGAGAGUCAGAGAAAGAGACUGAGAGAGAGAGAGAGAGACACACACAGAGAGAAGAGAAAGAGUGAAAGAGAGCUCAUUCUAGAACAUGUGACAAAGAACUUUUGAGGAGCUUUUACAAAAAAAAAAAAAAAAAGAAACGAAGACAUACCUUUUCAAAACACCUGGCCUCAUCCCUAUUCCAAACCCAAGUUUGUAUUGAGUGUUGGGGUUGUUGCAGGGGGGGCAGGGAGAAGAGUAAAGUUGGAUGGACCAGUUUUGAGCUCUAAAGACCAGAGGAAUGAUGAGUGUAUAUGGAGCAGCUGGAGCAGAGGCACGUAUGUCUGCCACCUCGACCCCUGAGGCUGUAGCUGCUGCGAGAGGCCAUUGAGUGGUUUUGUUUUUUGGUGAAUGGAUGGUAAAGAAGUGAUAAAACGGUAACAGAACCUCACAAGCCUUUGGACUAAAGUAGAUGGCACGUACAGUAUGGUCAGCAACAAAAAAAAAAUGUACAUUUCACAAACAGAAGUUCAUCGCAACAACUUUAAUAUAUGCAACAUUAGACAACCAGGAAAAGUACAUAUACAUUUAAUGUGUGUUCAUUUGCAGGGAGAGAUUAUACAGAUUCUAAGCAGAAAUACAAAGCUAUAUUACUAUAUCAAUAUGUCUUUAAAGAGAGUAAUAUGAAUACCUUAUUGUGCUAUAGAUUUGUUGUCACAGACCUUGGGGGUAAAAGGGAGUAUCAGCUAGUGGUAUAUAUAUGUAACAUAUUUUGUACCAUACCUCUCAAAAUCACAUGCAUCUUCGAAUCCUACCAAAAAAUGUCAGUUUUCUGACUAACCUAAUACCAACAGUGCAUGUUGUUGCCGUAGAUGGCUGAGAACCAAGCUUUGGAGAGGUUGUUCUCACCUAUUUUUGCAUGGAACCUACUCCCUUUUCUUUAUUUUGUUUGUGUUGAUCUUUUCAUUUUUGCUGAUUAUCAGUGAAUUCAACAUUUAUAGACUAAUAAUAAUUUUUAAAAAGUGCUGCACCAGAAGUGUACAAAUAAAAAUGAAAUGAAAAAAUAUAUGAAAUUUAAAAUAAUAAUAAUAAUAAAAAAACAAAGAUUCAGGCAUGUUCUUUGCAAAAAUGCUUUGGUUGGAUGAGUAUGGUUGUGCAGUCCGUGCGUGCGUGUGGUGAGUUGGAGAGGGCUUGUGUUAACGGAUCACAAAUAUGCAUGGAUACCGUUGUAGGUAUUGUAGGUAUGUUCAGGCAGUCCCUUGAGAAAAUCUGAAGCCAUUGUGAAUGGAAUUCGUAGGGAAGGUCACAGGUGUAGGGGUGGGGUGGGGUCAGACCUUUAGCUUUCGGUUAAGACUGCAUUCAUUGUAUUACUGUAAGGGUUUGGAUGGGCUCUUAAGUUUGUUUUGGCUGAAACAGGUUGAGCUUUAUUUCAAUUGUCCAUGUAUUUUUCUCUAUUAUGUUUUAACAUUUGUUAAUCAUGUGGUUCAUGCGCCAAACAUGCUAAGGUGUCGAUGCUAUGGACCAUUCUGACUGAAUAUGUUUUAGUGCUUACAUAUCACCACUUCUUUUCAAGGACAUAUUUUAUGUGUAUUAACAUACAGUAACGGAUGUUGGCAAUAAAUAGUGUAAUUAUUUUACUAAAACAUAAAUGCAUAUUAUAAUUAAUUUUUAAAACUGAAAAGAGUACUUGCACUUGACUGUGAUGACAAAUGUAUUUGUUACUCUGUUUACAGCAACUGUUCCAAAGUUAUUUUUAUGUUGAAUCAUCCAUCGAUGAGUGGGUUGGCUACUGUGAAUGAGAGCUGGGACAGACACCUGCACUGCUGACAGGAGAGCAUUGUUUGUGUGUAGGAGGAUGAGUGAGCAGAGUUCGAUAUGAAAAGCACAGAGGUGUAUAGUAUUCUAUUCCACAAAUAAAGUGCGCAGAAUUCAGA
Alosa alosa (allis shad) is the source of this 4966-nucleotide messenger RNA. It is a transcript of the gene kcnd1, whose product is annotated as potassium voltage-gated channel, Shal-related subfamily, member 1. Gene Ontology annotation, molecular function: A-type (transient outward) potassium channel activity; protein binding. Gene Ontology annotation, cellular component: membrane; voltage-gated potassium channel complex. The transcript has 7 exons. Lineage: Eukaryota; Metazoa; Chordata; Actinopteri; Clupeiformes; Clupeidae. Bases 1104 to 3005 code for a protein of 633 amino acids. The record is from RefSeq and is a predicted model, not a curated record. Gene Ontology annotation, biological process: protein homooligomerization; potassium ion transmembrane transport.